AAAGCUCCUAGUUACUCUGAUCUGUACUCAUUCCCCGAGAUUCACUUGUCAUAGCAGCAAUGGCAUCUAAGUUGGUAGUAGUACUCGCCGCCCUGGUCGCCGUGGCCCACAGCUCAGUGGUGCCGGUGGCGCACGUCGCGGCAGCAGACACCGACUACACUAGCUUCGCCUACGACGUCGCGGACCCCUACACCGGCGACUACAAGAGCCAACACGAGACCCGCGUCGGCGGUGUUGUUAAAGGACAAUACUCGCUGUUGGACGCUGACGGUACCAAGCGCACUGUGGACUACGCUGCUGAUGAUGUGAAUGGAUUCAACGCGGUCGUGCGUAAAGACCCCGCUGUUGUUGCUGCGCCUGUGGUUGCCGCCGCGCCGGUAGCUGCGGUUGCUCCCGCUGUUGUUGCCGCGCGCACGGUUGCAGCACCCGCUGUGGUUGCCGCCCGCACCUACGCUCCUGCUUACUACGCUGCGUCAGCCCCAGCCUACACUGCAUCUGCCCCAGUCUACGCUGCUCGUACUUACGCCGCACCUGCACUCUACGCUGCCUCUGCCCCAGUGGUUACCCGUACAGUUGCUGCUCCCGCGGUCUACGCUGCCUCUUCUCCAGUCUACGCCUCCCGCAUCGCCACCCCUACAUACUACGCUUCCGCCCCUUCAGUCUAUGCUGCCCAUACCUAUGCUGCCCCUAGCGUAGUCGCCUCUCCUUCAGUAUACGCCUCAGCUCCCUUGGUACGCAGUUAUGCCGCUCCCUACUACAACUCCUACGGCAUCAAAUCCCUCCCCCUUAACUACUGGUUCGUCGUAGUACUCGCCCUGGUGGCUGCGGUCCACAGCUCCGUCCUGGUGAAGGUAGACGGCGACUCCUCCAGCUUCUCAUACGAUGUAGCCGACCCCAACACCGGUGACUACAAGAGUCAAACCGAAACCCGUGUAGGAGGAAACGUGGUUGGACAGUACUCUCUAGUAGACCCUGACGGUACCCAAAGGGUUGUUGACUACACUGCCGAUGAUGUUAAUGGAUUCAACGCUGUUGUACGCAAGGAACCUCUGGCUAAGACCGUUGUUGCCGCAACUCCUGUUGUUGCUGCUGCUCCCGCUGUUGUUGCCGCGCGUACUGUAGUUGCUGCUACUCCUUCAGUCGUUGCUUCUCCCACCGUCUACGCUUCAUCGGCGCCAGUGCUCUCUCGUUCCUACUAUGCACCCUCAGUGUACAGUGCUGUCCCCUCAGCAUACAACACUGUAUCUUCACUCAUCGUCACAUUAAACGAUAUCAUUCAACAGGAUUCACUAACAGAAGCAGCAAUGGCAGCCAAGUUCGUCGUAGUUCUCGCCCUAGUGGCCCUGGCCCACAGCUCAGUGGUCCCAGUCGUAGACGAUGAAGCUACCAGCUUCUCAUACGACGUCGCCGACCCUCUCACUGGUGACUACAAGAGUCAAUCUGAAUCCCGCGUUGGAGGAGUUGUUAGGGGACAGUACUCUUUGGUAGACCCUGAUGGCACCAGACGCGUUGUUGACUACACUGCUGAUGAUGUUAACGGAUUCAACGCUGUAGUGCGCAAAGAUCCUCUGGUUGCCAAUGUCGCGUCUCGCACUGUAGUGUCUCCAGUCAGCUCUGUUGUCUCAGCUCCCGUCUACUCUGGCGCGUACCCGUCAGUGUACUCCGCUGUACCCUCAGUAUACUCCAGUGUAUACCCUGGUUACUCUAACUACGGAUACCCCACCGCCCGUCUCGGCUAUUGGUAA
This is a messenger RNA of Maniola jurtina (meadow brown), 1745 nucleotides long. RefSeq lists its product as uncharacterized. The record is from RefSeq and is a predicted model, not a curated record. Gene Ontology annotation, cellular component: extracellular matrix. The transcript has 5 exons. NCBI's taxonomy places the organism in Eukaryota, Metazoa, Arthropoda, Insecta, Lepidoptera, Nymphalidae. Bases 60 to 1745 code for a protein of 561 amino acids.